This is a messenger RNA of Xenia sp. Carnegie-2017, 1076 nucleotides long. RefSeq lists its product as uncharacterized. NCBI's taxonomy places the organism in Eukaryota, Metazoa, Cnidaria, Anthozoa, Malacalcyonacea, Xeniidae. The record is from RefSeq and is a predicted model, not a curated record. The transcript is spliced from 5 exons. Bases 52 to 777 code for a protein of 241 amino acids.
AAGACAUCGUGUUAAACAAGAAAACUAGACUGUGAACAAACCUUGCGCGCGAUGAUGGUCGUGUUAAAAGUCUUGCUUCUAAUCUUCCUUAGAGUAUUUGCAAAUCAAGGAACUGCUGCCGCUGGGCUUGUGAACUUCGAAUAUUCUACAAGAUUGUGUUUGGCAUUCAUUUUGGCAUUAAAUAGUGUCGAAUGUUCCAAUAACAUUGGAGUGGUCGCAAAGGAAGAAGUGGUUUCAAUUUACAGCGCCAACUUUUCAGACACUCCUCCACACCGAGAUCCUUACUACAUCAAAGUACAUCGAUGUGUUAUUGAUAGUCAUUCUUGGCAAUGUGGAGAAGGUUGGCCGAAGCCAAAGUUUCAACGAGAAAUCAAGAUUGUUGUUCCUGAUUUGCAAAACCAAACCAAGUUCUACAAAUAUAUCGUUUAUAAUCAUACAUCUUGCAGAUGUCAAACACAAAAUCCAAAAGAUAAUUUUAUUCUUCACAAAAACAUGUCGUCUCAUGAAAUUACUAAGAAUGAAUUUCUUUCGGAAGUUUCAAAGAACCCAUUCAACUUGAGAAGCUGUGAAAGAAGUUAUUGCAACAAGCUUCAUCCUCGUUUUCAUGUGCAUAGUAAACAUAUGGAAGUUACGCGUGAUAAGAUGUUCAUACAGUUCUAUCAAUGUCUUCCUGGUUGCAAUGAACAAAUCGACGAACUUUCCAUUCCAACAUUCUUGAGUAGUGGUAAGAAAUUUAACGAGGCGAUAAGAAACAGCACAUCUUGUAGCCCAUACUGACUAAUAUAUUAUACUCAUUAUUAAUGACGACCGAUUUAUCAAAUUGUAAAAAGAUAUCCAUUGUUGUGAUUAUCAAUUCGACCAUGUCGCAUGUAAAGAAAUAAGUGUAACCAAUACUCUACUAUUACAUAGAAAUGUAAAAAUUAACUUGUCCAAGAUUUAAACAUUAAUUAUUACUAGCCCUUAAUAACCGAGCGCGAUGUCUCUACGACGAAAUCUCGACGAAGACCGACGUUUUUUUGUUAGUAAAAAAGUUAUUAGGAAUAAACAGAGCUCGACUUCAAAACAAUUAUUUUAAA